Bacillus rossius redtenbacheri is the source of this 20868-nucleotide messenger RNA. RefSeq names its product serine/threonine-protein phosphatase 6 catalytic subunit (gene PpV). Bases 19 to 936 code for a protein of 305 amino acids. Gene Ontology annotation, molecular function: protein serine/threonine phosphatase activity. The transcript has 7 exons. The record is from RefSeq and is a predicted model, not a curated record. Gene Ontology annotation, cellular component: cytoplasm. Gene Ontology annotation, biological process: G1/S transition of mitotic cell cycle. NCBI's taxonomy places the organism in Eukaryota, Metazoa, Arthropoda, Insecta, Phasmatodea, Bacillidae.
UCCAAGGGAACGGGAAAAAUGGCGGAGUCUGAUGUUGACAAGUGGAUAGAAAUCGCAAGGGAUUGUAAAUAUCUUCCUGAAAAUGAUUUGAAGAAACUGUGUGAUCUCGUGUGUGAUAUUCUGCUGGAAGAAUCAAAUGUCCAACCAGUUUCGACUCCAGUUACUGUUUGCGGUGAUAUACAUGGACAGUUCUAUGACUUGGAAGAACUAUUUCGCACUGGUGGCCCUGUCCCGGAUACAAACUACAUAUUCAUGGGUGACUUUGUGGACAGGGGCUACUACAGUCUCGAGACCUUUACUAGGUUACUGACGUUAAAGGCAAAAUGGUCUGACCGCAUUACGUUACUAAGAGGUAACCAUGAGUCAAGGCAAAUAACCCAGGUUUACGGAUUUUAUGAUGAGUGUCAAAACAAAUAUGGAAACGCCAAUGCCUGGAGGUAUUGCUGUCAAGUGUUUGACCUUCUCACAGUGGCUGCGCUCAUUGACGAACAUGUUUUGUGUGUUCACGGCGGACUGUCUCCAGACAUAAAAACACUGGACCAAAUUCGUUGCAUCGAAAGGAAUCAGGAAAUUCCUCAUAAAGGUGCGUUCUGCGACCUGGUGUGGUCGGACCCGGAAGACGUGGAGACGUGGGCGGUGAGCCCGCGGGGGGCCGGCUGGCUGUUCGGGGCGAAGGUGGCUCACGAGUUCAUGGCCAUCAACAGCCUGCAGCUCAUCUGCAGGGCCCACCAGCUGGUGCACGAAGGUUACAAGUACAUGUUCGACGACAAGUUGGUGACAGUGUGGUCGGCACCCAAUUACUGCUAUCGGUGUGGUAACAUUGCCUCCAUCCUGGAGUUCACCGGCCUCGAUCAGCGGGAGCCGAAACUCUUCCAUGCAGUGCCUGACUCGGAGAGGGUGAUCCCCCCGCAAACCACCACGCCUUAUUUCUUGUGAUGGUCUUGGAGACCUUCUGUCCUUGUCCCUUGAAGGGACGAUGUCGCGAGGUGCCCUGUGAUCGAGUACAAUGUGGUUUUGUGAAGAGACGAGCAUCGAGCGGAGCUCACUUUGGUAUGUUUGUCAGAGCCAAAGCUAACAAUCCCACAUUCCUGUUGCAGUUAGUGAGUAAUGGAACUUCUAUAAACGAUGAGUAAGAAAGUCUGCAGCUUUUUAUCUGGCUGUAAUGUUACGUUCGUCUGUGAAAGUUGACUUAAUUUUUACGUACUGUAUAAAGUAUUUAAGCAGUGGUCUUAAUAUAGCCAUACUUUACUCAAGUUUACAGCAGUAUUGGAAAUUGGAAAAGAACGGAUCCAAAAAAAGUGUGAAUUUUUGACUGUUGACAUAAACCACUAGCAUUUAGAAUAAAUUGCAUGUUAUAAUGAUUUAUUUUGAAAAUGCUCAGUAAAGAUACUAAAUGAGUAUUAUGUAUUUGUUACAAAUUUGGGUUCAUAGAUUAAAAUGAAAUGUUAUGUAGAUAACUACAGUAUGACAUCAGUUCUCAUGAUUCACAUUACAAUUGAGUGCUUACGUUAUCCUCAUUGUAAGUAUGCAUAUUGCAUAUAAAUGUGGCUCAUGUGUGCACAGUGCAACUUGCCUUGGAUUGUAUUUUGCUAACUUCACUUCCCCUUGAAGCAGACACCUUUCAGUAGAGGUCUGCGAAUCAGCAUUUUAAAAAUCAAAUCGAAUUUCGAAUUGAAUGCAAAAUUAUUCCCGAAUUUCGAAUUUUUUUCGAAUUGAUUAUUGUAUUACUUAUUGUAGAUAAAAUAUUUGUUUGACCCAGGAUUACUAAUUCCACACGGUUAGCAAAAUUCAAUUAUUUUUAGACAUGUGAUAUUAAUUAUUUAGGUAAAUAGUCAGUACCUAAUAAAUUUAACAUGUAUGACCUUAUAUACAUACAACCUAACUAGUGCAAGGAAGCUUUAUUUGAAGCUUAACACUUAACACACAUUUAUGUACACAAGCAAUGAAUUGUGAAACCAUGACGACAUUAAGCACACUGAUAUUCAGAUCCGUACAAAUGUUAUUUGCUGAAAAGUUAACAAGAAUUCACAUACCUAUCAAAAUAUUUAAAAAAAUUACACAAAGUAAAAUGUAAUUAAAUGAUAGGCAUAAAAUACAUAAUAAUUUUUAUGCCAUCCAUAUCUUAAAACAAAAUAAACUGGAACAAGCCCUAGAUUAAUUUUUGUGAUUUCAUUUUAAAUUAUCAUGGAGAAAUGUGAGUUGCUCAACAUGCUGUGGCAGAAGCAUUUCACGACGAUCUGCGACUUUGUUCCCUGCAGUGGAAAACACUCUCUCACUUGCCACUUGUGUAGCUGGAAUAUGUAAGUAAUAUCUGGCUACAGCAGCCAAAUGUGGAUAGUGAUCUUUGUUUUUUUCCCACCAUUCAAAUGGAUUGGUGGUCCUCGGUAAACUAGCUGCUGACAAAUAUUCCAAAAUUUCUUUUUCAAUGUCAUCUGUGGCUGUCUUGUGUGAUGUCAGAGGCAAUUUGUCUAGCUCAUCCCACAGUGACACAGCUGAAGAUGUUGUUGGUUCUGUUGGCUGAGGGGACACUUUCUCGAUGCAUAAGGUUUUAGUUACUUUCAUUAACCUUGAUAUUUCAUUUUUCACUAAAGAUAUAGCAUUGUCUUUUUCAUUUUCACUGAAGACUGCAAGUUUGUACCUAUGAUCUGUGAAUGUACUAAGAACAUUUACAGUGUCCAUUUUAUACAGAGGAAAUCUACUUUUUUUAAUGAUUUCACCAAAUUUCGAGCAAAUGGUAUACCGGUGCCAUUUUCAUUCCUUCUUAUAUGAUUUUUAGUAGAUGCCUCCAAGCAAUGAAUCAUUGGUAUGAUCAUUGAUGAUGUAGGAUAUGAAUUUCCACUAGAUUCUUGUGUUGCCUCAGCAAAAGGCUUGAGUACCUCAACAACCCCUACAGCUAAUUUCCAUUGUGACGAAGAAAGGCCCUCAAUGUCUGAAUUAGAUGCUGUCAGUUCCGCAGCAAUUGCCUCUUUCAAAGAUAUUAAUCUUUCGAGCAUCAUGAAUUCAUUGCACCAGUGUCUCAACAUCUUGUAUGAGCUUCAAUGGUGGGAGGUUCAUGGUUUCUUGUAGGGUUUUCAGUCUCAUUGUUGAAGCAUGGCUUCGAUUAUAGUGUCCAACAAUUGCACGGGAUUGGGAAAUGAGACCGGUUACAUUAGGUGUAGAACUCUUUGCGUCAUGAAUUGCCAACUGUAACGUAUGAGCAAAACAUUGUCUUUGGUUCCACUGAGUACCAGAAAUUGCAGCGUGCAAAUUGCUAGCAUUAUCGGUAACAAUAUAAAUCUUUAUAUUGCUAUUCUGCAUGGGAGGUGGUAUAUGCCACCUUUGACACAUGUCAGAUAGAACAUGUCUAAGAUUUUCACCUGUGUGAGAAUCUUUCAUAACAGUGUUUCCCAGAGUGAAAGACUUAUACUGAAAACACUGUGUCAGGUAAUGACAUGUAAGGGGCACGUACCCAGCACCUGCUCUGGAUGACCAGUUGUCAGUAGUCAAUGCAAGACAUUGGCAGCAUGUGGCUUGCAUAUCGUCAUCUAAACACAAAUCUUUGUGUAGCAUGUCCUCCAGCUUUUUGUGUUCAGUUUUGUAAAGUUCUGGAAUAAUGUUCCGUGAAAAUGUAGUAAUAACAGGUACCUAUUUUGCAGUUGGGUUUCAAGUGUUUCAUCAGAUCUUUGAAACUGUUUUCCUCCACAAAAGUGUAUGGCAGAUGGCACAAUGCCAACAUUCUUGCAAUUUUAUCUGAAAUAGCUUUUGCUUCUUUUCCUUGGGAAGGAAGAGGUAGUUUUUCUUGGAAAAAAUGUGACACUGUCUGUUGUUUUAAUGUGUUUUUACUUGUAGGUAAAACUGACUCUGAUUCUGGGUUUGCUAGUGAUUUAAGGUACUCUUCAUAAACUGUUACAUGAUGCCUGGACAAAUGACUCUUGAGGGUGGUGGUUGUUCCUAGAAAAAAAAAUACAUACAAUGGUACCUACUACCUCUCUCUUACACACCUCAAUUGAGUUUAAGAAUGAAAAAGGGUAAUUGUGGACCCCCAGAUGAAGUGUGCCUAGAUUCAGGUUGUGUCUGAUUCGUUAUGAGUACCGUGUUUUAUCGCAUAAUCGUCGCACAACAAUUUUAGGCCAUCAAAAUGUGGAGAAAAAAAUUCUUGCAUAAACGUUGCAUAAUGUUUUUGGUCCCGCUGUUAGAUUCCGAGCGCUUUGUGAUGGUAGGUUUCUCGUCUAAAACCAUGUACUUUAAAGUUUAAAUUUAUUAUUAAUUCAGAUAUUACCACUUACUAAUUGAAUUAAUAGAAAUACGAAGUUGUCUGACGUGUAAAUUUUCUUUUAAAAAUGUAAAAUACGUGUUCAAAAGUUAUGCACUUUGUGUGUUCCGUCUUCGUCGCAGCUGGAUACAGCUUAUAAUCACAGAACAAGGAGGGAAGUAAAGAAGUGCGACUCUUACAGUGGAAACUGAAACCAUGUUUCACGUGACAUAUGUCGCUAUCUAUUGAGCGGGCCCAUAACUAUCAGCAAAUAAAAAAUCGGAAUAGAGGUUCUCAUACAAAGUUUUUUUAGUUAAUACGUUUUUUUUGGUUAUAUUAAGUUAUCUUCUUGGCGGUGCAAAACUAAUUUAAUCAAUGUGAAAAUACUUAAUGCUGUUUUGUAAUAAAUAAAGGAGUAGGAUGUGCAAAAACUCAUUGUAUUACACACCACAAAAUUAGUGGCUACCUAAAUAGAGUGAAUUUUCACUGGUUUGUUUGCCUGAUAAUAGCUUAUACCUUACUUCUCCUAAUAAAUUAAUGUAGUUAUGUCAGCAAUAUAUUAUGAAAACUACUACUAUCAAGCGGACGGGCCCAUAACUACUUCAAAAAACUAGGUCUCAGUCUCGGUAAUUAGAGUUUCUCCCCCGUGCUUAUAAUGCAGUCAGCGCUAGUUGGCGUCAUUCAUGUUUAGUUAUGUUGAUUCCCGUAUAGAGCGCGCGCACGUAGUCGAAGAUCGAAAUCGAUAGCUCGCCGAAUGCAUGCAACGCGCGCACUCUGUUGAGUGCAGAGUUAACUACAUUCUACACUCUUGCUCCGUGCAUACUACAACAAAAGUUUAGCGUUAGUUGCUGCUCAUGGUUUUCGUUUUUCUAUUUAAAGUUAAACAAAAUGUUUUGGUUGCACAACUUAUUAAUUUAAAUUGUUUAACGUGAGUUUGUAUACUCUAAUUUUUAAAUGAACGUAAUUUACGUUUAUGAAUAACUUUACCCAACAAUUUUUUUUUUUCGCACAAAAGUCACACCUCUACCUUUCAAACUUGAUUUUAGUAUAAAAUGUGCGACGAUUAUGCGUAAAACACGGUAUUUAUGUAUUUUUUUUUUAAUGUGGACGUAUUUUGAAAGUCACUUUUUAGCACUCGUCGUAGCACUAAUUAUAAUAAUAAUUUGACCCCUAAAUCCAAAAAUGUCUACAUUUGAAAAUGAUACAUUUACCACAAUAAUUUUUAGGAAAAAAACAACAACAUGGUAUACAAUUUACUACAACACUUAAUUAUUAACAAGGCUUAAGAACAAGACAAACAACGGUUUACUCCUAAACACAUUUAUUUUACCGCCGUAUAUGUGUUUUGAAGGUUAACAACAUGGCGUGGUUUAUCCCCCCCCCCCCACAAAAAAAAAUCCGCUACAUACAAAACUGGACGUACAAAUUGAUUUAUACAGCACAACAUGACAUAAAUCUGUACACAAUAUCGUGUCACAUACAUAAUAAUUUGGUUUGUAAAAUCUGAUAUUUAGGACACGACCUGAGUACAUUGACGCAUUAUUAAACACCAAUGUACGCUGGCCCAACAAACCUGUCAGCGUCUUUAACCGUUUGUUGCUGUUCGAGCAAAUUGCUUCGCCGUCACCUUGCUCAAAAUAUAAUCACAAACCACUUCUUUUACGUUUUGCUUUGUCUGCCAAUUUAGCUCACUAAAAAUAUGCCAAAUUUGGAGAAUUCCCAAAUAAAACACAAUAUUUACACACUGUUUUUAAAGAUUUUGUGAAGUAUGCGUGACGUUAUACUAAGUCGAUUCGUGUGUGACAAUCGUGCGUUCGAUAAUCAUUUUCAACCAUUGGCAGAAUCGACUUAUGAAUGAAGUAAACAAACAAUACGUAAUUUUCUGCUUAUUUUAGUUUUGGCUGCAUGCGUCUAAAGUUAAAAACGCGGCUCAUAAUAGAUGUAACCAAAUUCUUAUUGUUAUAUUAACGGGAUUUUAAUAUUUACGUCCUACGAAUACCGGCCAAUAAAAAUGUGCAAGAUAAAAAGUAACAAGUAUUUCGAUUUUUUUCAUAAACGAUUCAAUUCGAGAUCUCGAAUCGAAUAAUAAAUUAUUCGCGAAUAUUUUUUUGAUUUCGAAUAUUCGCAGACCCCUACCUUUCAGACAGUUCAGUAGCUGAUAGAGCUGUGUUAAGGCUGUUCCAUAGCUGUCAUUAUGUUACCAUCAUGUUGAGUGGCAUGUCAUCAUCAUGCUAAGUUGUCUUAGUCUACCUUGCAAUAAAUUAUGUUCAUUCGGUGUGUGAAGGUUUUUUUUGAGAUGAUUUCUGAAAAUGAUUGUAUCCAUUUUACAACAGUACUAUUGUUGAAUUUAGGCCUUAUAAAAUCUAUUAUUUUCAGCAAAUUGUCCUAAACCUGCUCAUAAAUUUAGCAUAUUACAGUAAGGCUACAACACAGAAAUGUUUAAAUUUUAUAACAACUAAUAUCAGUUUUGCCUUUGAUGAAAUGGGCCAUGCAAGUCAUAUGAAGCAGUCUCUUUAGCUCUUCUGGUAAUUACAUUAUCUUAAAAAAGAUAAUCAUAUUUUCUGAGUAAUACUAUGCACAAAUUAAAAUAAAUUUUUUUUACAGUUUAUUAAAUGUGAUGUAACCUUAAUGAUUUUGUUGUAAUGCAGUCAAAAACUCUUCAGUUGAUGUAAUGCAGUGUGUGGCACUGACAUACUAUUGAAAAUUUAUUCCCGUAAUUUAGAGAAACUUUUAAUUGGUUUUUUCAAUGUCUGAAAAUAAUAUUGGAGAGUUUUAAAUAAAUGUUUUAUACUGCAGUACUGGUGGUCUUGUUGCUAGAUUAUAAUUUUGUUUCUGGUUUAUUAAGAUGAUGUCAUUAGUUAUCAGCAAAAAUUUUCAUUGUCUUAUUUCAGUGUGGUUGAUUAUAAGAUUACUUUUUUCCUAAUAUAUAUGGUGACCCCACAAGACAAGACAAAAAUUUUAUAACUGGUGUUGCAGGUUUGGAAUAUUGAGUUGUGUUAAUCUGAUAUCCUCUUACGAAACCUAGUUAAUAUGCAUUUUGUCCAUCAGAGAUUCUGCACAUGGUUGUUAAGCUGUGAUGAAAACUUAUUAACCAAUUAUAGUUGCCUCUGAAUCUCUUAUACUACGUAAUAGUAAUUCAUACUUUUAUUUUAUGUUUGUGUGAUUAAAAUGCCUUUCUUAUAUUUUAAGCUUAAACUUUCAAAUAAUUUUUUUCCACUAAAAUUACCACAAGGCCCAUAACUAGGGCUUGGAAUUUUUCGCGAUCGCGAAUUUCGCAUUGAAACGCGAAAAGUAAGUAAUUCGCAAAAACCACAACAUUUCUAUAUUACACUGCGAAUAUAUCCCCGAAAAGUACCGUUACAGUAGAAUCCCGCUGAUGCGACCCCCCUCUGAUGCGUCCAUUCCGUUUAUACGACCGUUUUUUGAGAAACCGUGAAAAAUUUGAGCAGAGAAAGUCGAAAAUUUGAGUAAAAUCGGCUGAAAAACAAGUCUGUUACACUUUGUUGGGCGCUGUGUGUUCACGUUCAUCUUGGCGGGAGCUGUACUGUAAGCAGGCAGGCAUACAAAAGACGGCUAAAAAUAGAUACCACCCCUCUAGACUGUCCACGCGGCAGUGUCUAGCCGAGCUCGGCACGUCUACUAUCGCACGAAAAGCCGUCUCAGCUGUCAUGUUAUCUUACCCGCCUGCACGAAAAGCCGCUGUGGUAGCUUCUGCGAGAGCGUAAGAAACUCCUCCGGCCACUCCCAGAGUCACAAAUCAUGUAAAAACACCCCCUUUCCUUUCCCAACUAACAUUUCAACACUUUCCCUCCCUUAUUUCAACCUUCUGCGUGAGAAACUGUCAGCAUCCUCCUCCUCUCCCACACCGCGUGCGACAAAAGCCAGGUUGUAUAGUCCAUUCUCGGUAAAAUAAAUAUUUUUAUGGGCUUAUACGACUGUCAUUCGCCGUUAAUAAAUACUUUAUAAGUUUAAGUUAUUAUGAUACAAUUUGUUUAUUAGUCACACAGCAGUUUCUGCUGAAAAAUCACUAAUACCUCGAAUUUUAUUGAAUAGAAAAAUUUAGCAGGGCCGUAAAUAUAUUUAUUUUACUGCAUACUGUAGUUACUUUUCCGUCUGCAUUCCAAGGUGUUUUUUUCUUUUCUUUUUUUUUUACGCUGCGAAGGGACGUGGACAAGAUAAUUGCUUGAGCUGUCAAAAUAAACAUCGCUGAAGGCAAGGGCGGGAGCGCAUCCUGUCGGUCUGUCGCUGUGAUUAUCUACUCCAAAAACAUGUCACAGCAUUUCAAGAUAGCAUUGUUCUUAUAUCUUUCGUUUAUAGCCGAAUGUUUUCUACCUGAUCCACACAAGUUCCUUCGCCACGUUUUGAACGAAAAUAACCACCAGCCGGCUAGCAUAACCGAACUCGCGUGACGCGAAUUCACUUAGCACGAGUAUUUAUCGGAACCCAUUGUUCGGGGUAUGCGAGUUCGAGGUGUAAUAUGAAUUUAAAAAGUUGUUUUCUUUACACCAUAGACUAAGUUUCAUGGGAAAGAAAAUAUUCCAUUGACAAACACCUAAAGUCGGCUAAGCAUGUGGCAUCGGCAGCCGAAAAAAAAAAAGAAAAUUUGUAGUUGCAAACAUCUAUAGCAACGUGUCUGUUUUGUGUAACUGUUUUGGACUUAAUUGGCUGUUAUUAUGCAUAUUAGUCUAUUCCUAGUAUACAUGGAUUGUUUAUUACAUAUGUAAACUAUUAUAUUCAAUAACUGAACAAUUUAGUCAACAUUUAAAAUACCGGUAAAAUUUCCAUUGCAUAACGAAAAUACGACUUUAAACCACCGCUUUUAUAAUUUGAAAGUACCGCUUUUUGCAUACUGAAAACACCGAAAUUUUCCAGGCCCUACCCAUAACUGAUACUAGAAGUAUCACAUGUUAUUUUAUUAAAUGUUUUGAAGUUACGGCUGCAACCAUAAUAUUUGUGAAGGAUUGCGUAAAAAGGUAAUUUUAAUAUUAGAUACAUUGUGACAUUAAAUGGUUUUAAGUUCCUUUGUUUUAUUGCAAGGCUGCCAAAGCAUCUUUCUGAAAAGAUUUUUUUGCUGUCUUAAUGCACUUCAACACCUUCAGAAUAGUGUUAAUUACAAAAUAUGCAUGUGUACUGUUUUAACAAGUUGUAACAUGGUUUAGUUUCAUGCUGAACUUUUUUGUUGACAAUUUAGUACAGGGACUAUUUUCUCAAAUGACCUAAUCUGAGGUUACUUAUGGGUUUCAUGUAAUCAUUGCAAACAUUAACCCUGUAAACUCAAAAAUUAGUUUUAUACUUUUGCUUUGUUAAUCACAUAAAUAAUACUGUUAUAUAUUUCUUCACAAAUCCAUAUUUAGUUUGUUGUAAUGUGAAAAACUUUUUUUUUUCAUUUUGAUAUCUGUUUUCUUGUAGAGGUAGUAUUUUAACUGGAAAAUUGUAUAUGCCUGAGGUUUCCCUAAAUAAAUGUAUAAAAUUAAGGACUGGAUUAUUCAUAAUAGUAACAAUCUCUUCAUUUAAUACUAAUUUAAUAAUUAUAAAGUAGUGUUAAUGAUGAAACAAUAUAGAAUUUUUUUUUAGUGUUGGGUUGGUUCCUAAAAUGUGGCAACUCCAGUUACAGCUUUGAUACUCAUAUCUUCUUUGAGUUGAAUUCCAAAUCCAUCAGAUUUGUACCCUUUUUUUAUGACAAUGCUUUUAAAACUAGGUAGGUACUUACUCAUGACUUCAUGAAAAGUUAUUUUUAUGCUUGUAUACACUUGUUUUUUAUCCUACCAAUGUAACUCUGUAAGAAUGUUUAUACAUUUACAAUUACGUAUUCUUUUAUAGAACGCAUAUAAAAUUUAGGAAUGUACUUUUUCAGUUAUCUGAGAGCCACAUAAUAGGUUAAAUUUCAUGUGCCAGUAUUGUUUUAAUUAUACAGAUAAACUAAACCUAUGUAGCUUUGUUUAAGAAUAUAUUAGACACAGUUUUAUCACUUUUAUUAGCUGUAAUUUUUAGUGUGACAUAAACACAUUUGGUGAUUUUAUUAAAAUAGGGUGGAAUCUUUCUAUAGCAGCCCUUGGAAUUAUCAAAUUUCAUUGUAAUGAUACUACUUGUAGUAAAUGAAUGUGGUUUUAAUGGCACUCUUACACCAAACUUUUCUUGUUAAGAAUGGGAAUGUAAGCCAAUCUCAGCCAGAGUUGUGGGAUGUAGUUAAUUGUAAAAAAAAUAUCAGUCAGGUGUAUUUUAUGUAAAUUAAAAGCAAAAAUAGUAGUGUGUUCAUUUCGUAAAAUGUACUGCCACUACAUCAAUUAAGAAUCCAUUGCUAAUAGUAAAGAUUUUUAAUUAGUGGAAUAUAUUAGUUAUUAACUCAAUAAAACUAUGUUUAUAGCACUAAAUACCUAAUUAAUUGACAAAAAAUCUACAAUAGUUAAAAACAAAUCCCUAGGACAAUACCCAAUUAGAUGAGUACUCCAUUUGAUUGACAAAAACCUCAUUUAUAUUACAAUACCUCCAAUUAAUCUGAAAACCCAGUUUAUAUUGAAAAUCCUAUAGUAAGAUUUUGGAGGAAUCUACUAUCAUAGACCUAUUCAAAUAUUAUGACCAUACAAUUUUGAUGAUUUGUUAUAAGGGAAAAAUUAACUAAGUUUAAUUCCAAAAAUAUUUUAUUCUGAAUCUUUUGAGUCCAUUAGAAUGCAUGGAAUCAACAGAUUCCAGAUUUGGAACCAUUCCAAUACUAAAUUCACCAUAAGAACUUUCCAGUACAAGGUAGUGUGUAUGACUUACUUUGGGGUCAGCAAAGAUGGUGUCAACUACUUUAAACUUUCGGGCCGGAACAUGACACGUAUUUCUUAAAUAAAUAUUAAUUCUUAUAACAAUAAUUAAUUAAAAACCUAAAUUAAACAUGAAGGGCAAACAAUUAGUCAAAACCUGCACUAGAUGCAAUAAAUUUUGUGUCAUAGAUUUUUAAUUACAGUAAACAUUAUUUUGGCCCUUUCGUAAGUAUUAGAGUGUUAUGUGAACAUGUCAUUAUUUAGUGUAGGUUUGUUGAAAUUUGGACAGUAUCUCAACAUGGAGGCAAAUUUAUUGUGUUUAUAAUUAAAUAUUAAGCUUGUCAAAAAUUUUUAGGAUAAAAUAUUCUAAAAUGCAUGAAAUUUCUUUCUUUAUAGUGCUAUAAAGGUUAAAAGCCUUGAGUAGGAACAAGAUUAUAUGUUGAAUUGUGAUAAAACUGAUAUAACACACAAACAGUGUCAAUACACAUAUUUCACCAAAAUGCAAAUUAAUACACCUUUUAGCACCAAAAUGUACCUAAAAAUAUUAAAUGUGUCAAAACUUUACUCAAAUUACAAAUAUUUUAUAUUGUAUAAUGGUUAAUUCAUUGGAUGUAAUUUACCGUGUUUUAUCGCAUAAUCGUUGCACGUUUUAUACUAAAAUCAAGUUUGAAAAGUAGGGUUGUGACUUUUGUUAGAAAAAUUUUUUUUGUUAGAGUUAAAAUUAUUCAUACAAACCAAACCCAUUCAUGGAAUGUGCAUUUAUUUAAAAAGUAGAGUAUUCAAAAGCACGCCAAACAAUUUAAAUUAACAAGUCAUGCAACAAAAACCUUUCUUCAACUCUAAAUAGAAAAACAUAAUCAGUGACCCGAAUGCGAACCUGAACUAACGCAUAACUAUCAUCGUAGUACAUACUUACCACGAAAGAGUGCGGGCCACCAAAUGUAGUUAACUCGGCACUUGACAGAGAGCGCGCGUUGUAUGCAAUCACCGUGAUAUCGAUAUUCGACUACGUGUGCACACACUAUACGGGAAGCAACAAAACCAAACAUGAAUGAUGCCAACUAGCGCUGGCUACAUUUUUAUAAGUGGUACACCGCGGCGACGCAGACGAACAGAUAAAGGUUAUAAUGUUUAAAAACGUCUUUAAAAGAAAAUUUUCACAUCAGACAACUUUGUAUUUUCGUUAAUCAAAUAAUUAAGUGGUAAUUUCCGAAUAAAUGUUAGAUUUCUACUUCAAAAUACAUAGUUUUAUACGAAAAAAAAACCUACACAAAGUGCUCGGAAUCUAAUAGCGGGACCAAAAACAUCAUGCGACAAUUACACAAGAGGUUUUUUUAUUAAAAAUUUUGACACCCUGAAAUAUUGGUGUGACGAUCAUGCGAUAAAACAGGGUAUUUAGCAUGAAAUUUGUAACAAAAUAGAUUAACUAAAUUGAUUGGAGAAUAAAAAAUUGUUACGAACUAGUACAGGGAGAAUUGAGUUUGUAAGGGAUAGCCCAAUUAAGUUUUAUUACAGUAUUAUUAAUUACUAAAAUUUACAUUGACAAUAAAUAAUUGUACUCCAAAACUUCCGAUCACAAAUCACUAGCACUUAAAAAUGUUUAUUCUCAAGUCACUCAAUGUCUGUCAAGUUCCACAGUUCGCACUCCUCACUGGAGCUGAGCUCAACAGCGGUUCAUCCCUUACCUCGCACUUGUCCACACACACAGUCUCGCGGCACUCUCGUAUCCAGUUGAAAUCCGCAUUGCGCCACUCUCUGGGGGAGGAGGGGUUGGUCUCUCAUCCUCUUCACCAAUGUCGCACUUCGGGACUUCGGCACUGUCGCGGGACUCGCUCGGAACUCGGCACUCGCGCGGCACUAUGACGAAACUCUCGUGGCUCUCAUUACAGGACUCCGUCGUGGGAUUCUCACCACACUCCUCACUGAACUCACACGGCACUCGUUGCGGAACUCUCACGGCUUCCGUCGAGUGGGUCUCUCGCCUAACUCCUCGCAGAACUGUUGCGGAGGCCGGGCGUCGCUGCUUAAGUAACGGCUGUGACAAGUCGCGUCAUCCCGGGCCGAUCCAACACCCGAAUAGUCCAGAAGGGUUGCGUCAAUUCACACUCCUCCGCGCUGCGGCCUGCGGAAUUCCCAAGAGCUCUCAGCGAUAGACAAGAGUGCCGAGGCAGGGCGUGAAGGGGGGAGGGGGGUAGAGACGACCCUUGUAAUCCGGCUAGGCAUGCGUGGCAUGCCUUACGUCAGUGGCGGCCACGUGACACGGCGCGUGACUCCAGAGGCAGUGCAGGGCCGCCAGCCAGCUUCGAACCUGGCGUUGCAGUCUGGUCUCUCACGUUCAUAACAAUACAUAUUAAGUUACUUGAUUGUGCAUAUCUUUUUAUUAGUAACAUGUUAUGACAUUAAUGAAGUUGGCAAAUUUUCAUCUAUUUUUUCUUAGUUUUUUCGGUUCUACACAUGCUUAUUGUUAUUUCUAUUGAUUUUGUUGUAUAAAUGCAUCUUGACUGUGUCAGUCAAAAUGAGACUAUUUUGGUGAAAUAAGUGAUAAGAAAUAUUUAAGUUUCAUAUUUUUUGAAUAGUACAUUAUUUUUGUGAAUGAAGAUUAUGUCAAAUUAAAAACAAUAACACAGAAAUCUUCUGUUUUAAAAACAAAGUUGAACUAAAAAUAAACCAUUUAAUCUUGUUCUUAGCUAUGACUAAUAAUUUUGUAAAAAAUAUUUUAAAAUUUAGGAUUUAAGAAUGUACUGUUAACCACUUUAAUUGAUGUUGUGCUUAAAUAUUGGUCAGUAAUACAGUAUUUUCAUAUUUUAAUGAUUAAUCUUUAUAGUUUGAAUUUUAUCACAAUGCAAAGAAACAAACUGGCAUAAAGAAGCAAAAGAAAAUUAAGGCUUUUACAGAUGUAUAUUUUUUAUUUAACAGUUUCAAGAAAGAGUUUUUCUUGGUCCCAUUGCCUUUUAAUGUAGAUGAAGACUAGAAGCAAUUCGUAACUUACAAAUUUUAGCCCAUGUUUGUUUAAAAACUCAAAAAUAUUUUUUUAUAUCUAGACAUCUAGACAAAAAAUAAAAUCGAAGUGUAUGUCUGUGAUGUAAAUUGCAUAUUCCUGUUGGCAAAUUAGAUACCUAAACCAAAUAUAACAUUAAAAGAUCUCUCUGUGUCUACAUUAUAUAACUCAAAAACUACUGAUGAUACUGACCUGAAAUGCACAUAAGUUUUCGAUAGUAACCCCAGGAUUAAUUUAGUCUUAAUUUUUUGUGAUAUAUCGAGCAAUUCCAAAGUUAUUAUAGGUAUAGUUAUUCCAAAAAGUUCAUUUUUGUAAAGAAUUACAAUGUGGUGUUAUAACUACUGAAUACUGUGUCUUAUUUAAGUUGACAUGAAAACACUCUACAAAUGGAAACAUAUUUUUUAAACUUAGUAGCAACAACAGCACCAAGGCGUCACAUGAUUUGUUUGCGGACAUAAAAGUUAUGCUCAGUUUUUAGGGUUAAAAUGUAUCUGAUAUGUUAUCAAUUAUCAUUUUAUCUAUUUUGAUUAUAAAGUCAAAUUUAUAAAUAUAUAUGAAUGGCAAUUGAUUUGUAAGUUCAUAAAUAAAUUCCAUUCAAUAACUUGAGACAUUGCAUAUUUUUAAGUUGUUGGUCAGUAAACAUUAUAUCAAUGGUUUUUUUAAUGUAAAUAAUGUAUGUGAAUAUUCUGUCUCCGGGAGCAAAGUUGCAGGAUCAGCUAUUAUAGAAAUAAAGUAUUACAACAUUGGUUACAUAUUGAAAUUUAUUAUAACUUGGCAGUUUCUAUGCUUGUUCAAUCUUUGUUAUUAUUACAUAUCAGGAAUCUUCUGUGUGAAAGUUGACUACAGAAUAAGAAAUGUUAUAUAAUAAUAUAUACUAGAUUAAUAACCAUUUAUAAAAAUUACAUUCUAUAAUUAAUUAUUUGUAAGUGCUUUAUUAUGUUUAAUGUAUGAGAUUUUUACGUGCUGUAUAUUUCCAGCUAAUGCUCAGUACUUUUGUAUUAGUGCAAGAUCCUCGAAUGCUGAGGUAUCGCACUUGCAGGUUUACCAUUUGUACAGACUAGAGCUUACUUGCAUGUUAAGUGAUUUCCCACACUAAAAGGUCCAGCUAUUGACUGGUUCACUAAUGUAUGGUCGUAGCUUGUAUUUACAGUGCCUUAAUAUUAUUUUUCGUGGUCCUUUGAUUAUUAAACGCUUGGAGGGAAGCAUUAGUAGAAGUACUUGAAUCACUAUCAUUGUGUUCAUUGGCAGGGUCACAGGUGUUUCUGUGUGAUAAAAGUGAUGGAUAUCUGUGCUGCCUGUUUAUUUCAUCAUUUCUCCUUCAUAGGGCCUCAAAUUGGCCAUUGGCAGGGGAUGGUAGGUGUUCCAUCAAGUUCAAUUCCCCUUCCUGUGGCCCUUGAUCUUCAAAUGCUGCUGUUAUUUAUGUGUUUCUUUUUUUCCUAACUUCAAAGUUUGUAAACCAAAAAAUCAAUACAUCAUCUACAAAUGUUAAUGCAUUGCAGUUGUGAUUUAAUCCUUAACUUAAACUAUGCACAAAAGAAGUCUAGCAAAAAGGUCAUGGUUUUAUAAAUACCAUAGCUUACUGUAGAAAAUGAUAUCUUACAUACUUAUCUCAUUGACACAGUUAUUUCAUCUCAUUCUGGAGUGUACAGUUCGGAAAUGUUUUUUUUCUGAAAACACACCUUUAUUGGCCAGAUCUUGUUAAUUUUUGGAUUUUUGGUUAUAUGACUCAUUUUCAGCAUAAUGAAGAAACAGUUUUUUUCCCGCAGAAAUCUGCACAAUGGCAUGGGUUUUUGAAAAAUGGGUACCAAAUAUUGGAGUGCUAGGGAAAAAAAUUUUCCUCUUUUGAUGUGGGUUUUCAUUUAGUUUUCGGAUGGUUCUGAAUGAAUGGGUAGGCCAAACAGUUGGUUUCUCUUUUUAUCAGUUCAGAGAUUGAUCGUUGAAAAGCAAGGUUAUAUUUGUUAAAACAUCAUUCUCGUUAUUAAAUCCACAUUCGCUCCAGACUUACUCUUGGGAGAUCUCAAGUUUCUUCAUUAUAGUUUAUUUUGCACCACUUACAGCCAGACAACUUGCUCUUUUCUGAUUCUUCUGAACUAGAGAUAUCAAACAGGUAAUUUUCACUGUCAUCAAAUCCCUUAUAUAUCCAGGGCACUCAAUUCACUUUGUUCUGUUUCAGAAUCACCAAUUUUUAUACAUUAUUCUUAUUUUGUAGAAUAACUAAAAUUUUAAAAUCAUGUGUACUGUCUGUUUUCUAGUUAGGUAUUUUUUUGUGCAGUUACAAAAAAUACCACGAAAAGUGUUUGACAACCCACAGUAUCAUGGUUAUUUUUCAGUGUAAAUUCUUUCCCAGUACUUUUGUACAGUAAAUGAGCUUUUAUACUGAUGAUAUCUACAUAAAAUAAUUUCACCAAAGUCCAAGUACUUAUGCAUUGCUGCCCAGAGACAGUAACAACGAAAGCAUACACAACACUGUCAAUAACAUCUAUGAUUCACUUGGCUUUUUGAAGUUGAAUAUAGCGCUGGAAAGAAUAUCUUGGGGCAGGUGUUUAAACUUCUUUGAGAAAGGUUAUCUCAGGUUAUUAUUUAUGUACUAUAUUUAAAAAAGACUUAUACUCGCGAUAAUGUGUUAUGCUGGAUUUGAACACGGGACUGUUCAUACCAUUAAAUGUCAUUGUUUCAAAAGCAAAAUGGGAGGCUGAUAAAACUGUAAAUAAAAUAAUAGUUAAUGUUUCAGUUGUUACAGUACAAAAAGAACGCAGAGUAACAAAAUUUGAGUAUUAAUAAUUUAAAGUAAAAAAGGCAGUUUAAUGGUUCAGUUGAUGAACUUUCAUAUAAUUUGAAAUAUUUAAAUUCAUUAGGUAAUUAUAAUCAGUUUGGGUUCCAAAAUUUUCUCUUAGCAAGUCAAAACAUAUAAACUAUUUUCUAUUCUUUUGCACUAGAGAUAUUAAGACUUUCCUUCUAAAAAAUUUUUUACAAUGGCUCCAGCUCAAAAUUACAUGAAAAGUGCACAUUGAACAUAUGUAUGAAAAUGUAUUUUGCAUAGAUUAUAGCUUAAAAGCCACGUGGCACAAAUUGGCUUAAUGUUGGGUGUGUGUCACUUCCAGUGCCUGGAGAAAUAAUUCCAAUAAUUGGGGAAUGUGAUCAAAGCACAUUGAAUUAUUAAUAUAGCUGCCAGUGGGCUGCAUAGACUUAGUCACUUCUCAGCCAUGGAGCAGAGCGGAAAGCCACUUUGAAAUAGCCAGAACUAUGCAUUAGACGUAGGUAAAGGUAACAGGCUCUGCGGUCUGUCAUGUGCUUCCCAACUUCAAGCAAGCUGCAGACAGAUGGAGCGACCCUUCAUCAACUAGGUUGUCGUUUCGAAUUGCCAAGUGUUGGGAGAUGCAUUUUGACUUAAGUAAAUAAAAAACAAAAAUUAUUUUUUUUUUUACGAAUUUGUAGUAAAGUUUCCCAAAAACAUAUUAAUACAAAUACAUAUAAAUACCCGAUUGAAAUGCUCAUAGCUGUUUGGACACAUUUUUGACACUCAAAGUUUGGUGCAAGAGGCGUAUUUCUUGUCCUGAACUAAGCAUUGCACAAGAACGCGCUAAGGGCUCUCUGAACCCCUCUGUGCCCAAGGAUUUAGAAGUGACUGCACUUCACAACAUGAUGAGUGUAUAGGAGACUCUGCAUAAACAUUGAGUCAUCACUGGUGAAGAGACAUAGGUAAUCAUAUUAAACUGAUAAACAUUAAAUAUAAUAAAAGCACCAAUACCUUAAGGCUGUUGCCACAUUUAUUGUGUCCAAGUAGUGUUUGUAGGAAAAUACUUGUUAAAUAAUUGUUUAUUUGCGAAGUAAAUUUUGAAAAUGAUGUUUGAAAAAAAAUUUUAAAAGUAAUAAAUUGUACUCUAGGUACAUCAUUUAUAAUUUAUUUUGGAACGAGUUUUUAUUUGAGCUAUAAUUUUUAAGCUAAUUACAGAAAUAAUAAUGUUUUAUUAAAGCAAAACUUUAUAAAUUUAAGUACUAGGUAUCAUGUUAAUGAAAUGAUUUUUAACAACUCUAUUUGCUUACCACUUUGUGGAUAGCUUUAUGAAAAUAAGUGUUCAUAGUCCAGUUAGUAGCAUUGUUGUAAAAAGCAUAGAAAAUUUGAACAUGUCAGGAAAUUUAUAAAAAAAAAAAAAAGAAACUUUUUUUGACAAAAAGAAACUGGAUAAGCUGCCUGAAUUGUAUAUGAAUGUCACGUAGAAGUUCUGCUUUGCUUUCUAAUACUUUCCUUGUUUUCUUUGAGUGUCCACAAUUAUUUAGUUCACAGACACCUGAGUGGUUGUCAUUGCUGAUGCAGUUUGAUUUCUGCACUUAACAUUUACAAGCCACCUAGAGGUAGCUUGAAUUUAAAAGUGAUUACCCGUAAGGAUGUUUGUGACAUCAUCACUAAGAAACGCUUUAACAUCAACCGCUGCAUCACAUUUAGUGAUGCAUAUACAUGUUUUCUUACUGGUAGAUAAGCUAUUUUUUUUAUUGGCAUAUGAAUUUCUUGAACAAGCACACCAUUUUUAAAAUGAAAUUAUACUCGUCAAAGGGCAUUUAUGGCCUUAUUUUGUGUUCGUAAAAUGCAACUACACCAAAUUGUAUUUGUGAAAGCUUACAAUGUUAUUUUUGUUUACUUUCUUCAAUAAAAAUAAUAUGCUUUGUUACUAAAAUAUCAAUUUAUUUGUUUUGAGUGAAAUUAUCUUAACAUACACACAAAACCUCUUUUUAACAGCAUAAAAAUUAAACUUUUAUCAAGAUAUGCAGGCAAAUCCAUUUUCAGUGUUGACUUAGCAGAGGGUUUUAAAAGACAAUUGCUAUGUAGUUUCACUAGAUACUAGUUCAAUGAAUGAACACACAACCUUCUUUGGUUUCCAAGGAAAUAAUAAUCACCAAAAGACGUAUACCAAGCUUGUAUGAAAUACCACAAAAAUAUUCUCACCUCAAGUCUGGGAUUGGAAGAAAAGUCAGAGAAUUCCAAAAUUUUAAAGUUAGUAAUAACCCUGAGUUGGAAAAUUGGAAGCAUAGUAUAUUUUACAUCCCUUACAUCUAACCUUUUCCUUGAGAUUUUAUUUACCCAGCGCAAUGCUCAUUUUACUUAGGAUGUAUUAAAAGUCUUGUGUGCAGAGGUGUGUUUUGUGUCAUAUUUUGGAGGACAAAUUGUAGUGAAAAAGUGUGCAGUUUUGGAGUUGAGUUUGAUUCAGCUUGCAUGCUUGCAUUCUUCUUGCUCUCUUUUUGGACUGUCAGAGACCAAACACUAACUUGUGCUUCGUGCAUAUUGUAUACAAAAAUGUUGUGGAGUCUUUAUAAACUACUGUACAUACUCACCUAAAUUUCCUUGUUUGUAUACAGCACCGUGCAGAAUCAUACUCAGUAAUGAUUUGUAAUAAAAUAAUUUAAAACAUUUCUUUUUUUCUUUGAAUAGAACUGAAUGCAUUUCUCCCAAUAUUGUCGACAUAAUUUUUUUCAUGACUCUCUCAAAUGUAUAGAUGAAGUGUGCCAUUUCUACAAGGUGAAACUGUCAGUUCUUCCAUUUUAUAAAACUAAAUUUAAUAUAAAAUAUAGGAAAUGUUGAGUCCCUUUUCAAGUGAUUUUAUAUCUAUUUCCUUCUCUGUAUGUACUUUCAUAAACUGCCAUCAUGAUUGAUGUCUUAGCACAAGUAACAAGAUUUGUACAUUGCAGCUGGGAGAAAGUUAAUAUGAAAUAAAAUCAAUUCACAUUAUUGAAAUAGUGUCACCUAUGAAUUUUUUUGAACAAUUUAGAAAUUUUUCUAUUAUGUAACUGCGAGUGUGAAAAUUGUUUUGGUACUAUCUGCUCAAAGGCAUCUACUCUAUUGCAAUCUGUUAAUAAGGAAAAUUUUUUUUGUUCAUUUUCAAGCAUAUUUACAUUCUCAGAGCAAAAAUUUAUUAUAAAAUGGAAAAAUUAACGCUAGUUUAGAAUUAUAAAUCAUGGCUGAAAAGCAUACAAAUAAUAUUUUUUUUUUUUUUUUGCAAAUUGUUAUGAGAUUUUUAAAAAUUGAUUGAAAAAUGAUUGUUAGUAAAAAUAUUGGAUUUCUUUCACAGUUAAUGUGCUGAAUGAAAUAACAUCACCCAGGAAUUGUAUGUUGCCUAAAGUAUAAUGUUUACCUGUCUUAAUGCUGCUCACAAAAGCUGUAUUGUAUUUUUGUAAUUCACAGUUUACGAAAAUAUUUAUUGAAAUUGUGAUACAAUUUUGAAUAUGUUUUGUAGAAUUAUGGAUGAUUUAAAACUGCACAUUCAGAAUGGAUGAUUGAUUGUGUGUGUAAUAUUUAUGUUUUUCAUUGUUUUAUACAUUAUAAUUUUUGUGUAUUUAAUAUUUUAAGCAUGAUUGUCUGCAAUCCAUGUUACUACUGCCCCUUUUGAAAGGGAAUAUGUAAUUGAUACCGUUUGUGUUAGCUUGAUGAUCUGUGCAUGAUAAAUAGCUCUUCUGAGCCAAAGUGUGAUUGGUUUAAACAGACUUUGUUCUCUAUAUGAGGAACAUCACUCGCACAGGUCGGUAGCAUCCAGAGUAGUAAGUUUUGGCAAUUCCUAGUAAAAAGUAAGGUGACCCAUGUGCAUGUUAACGAUGAGAAAAGCUUGACAAAGUGUGAUAAAAAUGAACCAAGGCCUGUGACUGUGGCUCAAAGGUGACAUAUAGUUUAAAACAAAUGUUUUCAUGUCAGACUGUGUGUGUUUAUUUGAGUGUAUAACAUUUUUUUUCUCAUGUACAUUCUGAUGAUCUCCUUAAUCAUACAAAAUAGAAUAUCAUACAUUUGUUUUCAAACAAUUUGUUUUGAUUUUUUGCUGUUUCAGCACCAGGAGUAUUCUGUAAAAUGAACAUGUGCAAUAAAUGACAGACUAAAGUGUUUGAAGCUCUAGUCUUAUGGAUGAUAGUAA